This is a messenger RNA of Cucumis melo (muskmelon), 1774 nucleotides long. Its product is annotated as dehydrogenase/reductase SDR family member FEY-like. The transcript is spliced from 9 exons. Bases 280 to 1455 code for a protein of 391 amino acids. The record is from RefSeq and is a predicted model, not a curated record. Lineage: Eukaryota; Viridiplantae; Streptophyta; Magnoliopsida; Cucurbitales; Cucurbitaceae.
UGAGGGAAAAACAAAGGAAAAAAGAGGCUUUGGAAUUAGAUGCAUUGGGGUAAGUAGGGCGGGGCGGGUAGUGGCCACACACAUGAGAUACCUCCGGCUUUCCAGUAUCUGCCAAAACCAAAAUAGUACAAAAUUCGGAGAGAGAGAGAGAGAGAGAGAGAGAGAGAGAGAGAGAGAGAGAGAGAGAGAGAGAGAGAGGGAGAGUUUCCCAAGAGAGAGGUUACUUGUUUUCCAUUUCCGAUCUCGGCAUUGAAGUUUGCGAGCAGCAGCUGUAUGUAAAUGGAGGAUUCCACGUCUUCUUCCGAUGAACUGAAGAAGAAGGAUAUGGAGCAUCGGAAGAAGAAGAAGGAGAACAACAACAACAACAAGAAGGGGGCGUUGGGUUGGGUUGAAUGGUUGAGAGGUUGGAUGUACGUCAUUCACGAGAUGUUAUUCCAAAGAAUCAUGGCCAGCCAUCUGCAGAAUCCUAUGCCUCUUCCUCCCGUUAACGACCUUACUUGCAUUGUUACCGGAUCCACCAGCGGUAUUGGCCGCGAGAUUGCCAGGCAAUUGGCUGAAUCAGGGGCACAUGUUGUCAUGGCAGUAAGGAACCCAAAGGCUGCUCUCGACUUGAUCCAGAAGUGGCAAAAUGAAUGGUCUGGCAUGGGCCUUCCUCUCAACAUUGAGGUAAUGCAACUUGAUCUUCUAUCUUUGGAUUCUGUUGUGAGAUUUGCCGAAGCAUAUAAUGCUCGUAUGGGACCUUUACAUGUUCUUAUCAAUAAUGCAGGAAUAUUUUCCAUAGGAGAGCCACAAAAAUUUUCUAAAGAUGGUUAUGAAGAGCACCUGCAAGUGAAUCAUUUGGCACCUGCUUUGCUUUCAAUAUUACUCUUGCCAUCCCUUAUCAGAGGUUCCCCAAGCCGAAUAAUUAAUGUGAACUCCGUUAUGCACUAUAUUGGCUUUGUUGACACGGAAGACAUGAAUCUUGUUUCAUCGAAAAGGAAAUUCACAAGCUUAGUCGGAUACUCAAGCAGUAAGCUGGCACAGGUUAUGUUUAGCAGUGUUCUUCAUAAGAAGCUGCCUGUUGAAUCUGGGAUCAAUGUAGCUUGUGUGUCACCUGGGAUUGUUCAUACAAAUGUGGCAAGGGAUCUUUCAAAAUUCGUUCAAGCUGCUUAUGGCCUAAUUCCUUAUUUUAUCUUUAGUCCUCAAGAAGGUUCUAGAAGCACUCUCUUUGCAGCCACUGAUCCUCAAGUUCCAGAGUACUGUGAACUACUUAAAGCAGAUAACUGGCCUGUUUGUGCGUUUCUUUCCCAAGAUUGUCGUCCAACAAACCCUUCAGAAGAGGCACACAACGUUGAGACAUCUUACCAAGUGUGGGAGAAAACACUGGAGAUGGUUGGUUUGCCUUCGGAUGUGGUAGAGAGGGUGUUAGACGGGGAACAAGUUGCUUGUCGCUACGGAGCUCAUUCGGCUGACUAAUGUAUUUGAUAGACGAUGAUACUUUUGGGACACGAAGCAAUCAUCAAAUCAUACAUAACAACAAACAGAAACGAAGAUUUUGUUGUAUUAUUCAGUUCAAUUGCUAGCUAUUAAAAAACUUCUAUAUGUCGUUAGAUGGAUCUAGAGAGGAAUUAGAUGUAUAUUGGUACCUUUUUGUGGACGCCCCAUUGUGUUAUUAAGUACAAGUGAAGACUGGUACUUGGCCGGCGCCCCCUUAAUACGCAUUUUUAUCUACUUUAUAAUUUAUAAUAGUCGCUGAAGUAAUGAUGACAUUAAUAAUACCCUUCCUUUAUGUCAA